Messenger RNA from Dendronephthya gigantea, 2056 nucleotides. RefSeq names its product carbohydrate sulfotransferase 4-like. The coding region runs from base 381 to 1697 and encodes 438 amino acids. Gene Ontology annotation, molecular function: N-acetylglucosamine 6-O-sulfotransferase activity. The transcript has a single exon. The record is from RefSeq and is a predicted model, not a curated record. Gene Ontology annotation, biological process: sulfur compound metabolic process; N-acetylglucosamine metabolic process. NCBI's taxonomy places the organism in Eukaryota, Metazoa, Cnidaria, Anthozoa, Malacalcyonacea, Nephtheidae.
UAUCGUCGUCAGCAAAUGUAGUCAAAGUCGAAAAAAGUUUAAUAGGUAAAUAUCUGACUCCAAGACAGCAAAGGCUGGAGCAAUUGAAAAGUUACUUAAAUAUAUCGGAUUCGAGGCAGUUGAGGCUGAAGCUAUCAAAGACUUACUAACUCUACCAAAACCACAUACGUCUUAAGUCGACAACAGAGAUUCAGUCGCCGGACAUGCGUGUGGAAUAUUGGCCUGCAUUAAAUCGGCUGGAAGUCGGUGAUACCGAAGAUUUUCAAAACGGACAACCUAAUCAAAUGAAGAACUAAACCGGCUUUCAAAAGGAAAUCUAAUCGUAUCGUUAAACGGUUGUCAUAAUUAGUCAUCGAUGCUUGAACGCCUCAGGAAGCAAUAUGCAUUGGAAAUGUCUCAUCGUUUUCAAAAACAAUUGUCAUUUUAAAGAAAGGACGCUGUGGUUGCUAGCUUUAUCGCUGACCGCCGUCGUGUUUAUCUGUACGUUGUGCAUUUCUCUGUUCCUACCGGUAUGUGUUUACGAAGCCGGGAUGAAAGAGCAUCGCUUAAACAUUGACGUGCUCGAAAACUCCCUCGCUAUCCCUCAAGAUACUCGUCUUCGUGAUUUCACGUUAGUAGAGCGAUUACGGGAGAACAAUAGCAAAUUAUCCACAGAACUACGUAAACAGCGAGAGACUGUGAAUAUUCACGAGAAAUUGGCUAAAGUUAUGCAGAAAGACUCGUCAUUGGUUACAUUGGGAAGCAAACGACAUCAAAAUAUUCUGAUUAUAUCGAUCCCACAUUCAGGAGAGUUGCUGUUGGGAGAGUUAUUCAACCAGCAUCGCGAUGUUUUUUACUUAUUUGAACCAUUUCAUUCUCUUAGUUAUUUCAGGGACAACAGACCACCCGAAGUCUAUACUUCUAUGUUAAGCGGUUUUCUGCAAGGCAUUUUCAGCUGCGAUUUCGGAAACUUCAACUUUUUUAGCAAAUUUUUAUCGCUGCACUACGGAGCUUUGGUUCAUCGGCUUGCAAGCCGCACGCUGUCUUCCCCACCGCUCUGUCCCGAGGUGAUUUACGGCCGUCACUACAAUAUCCGACUUUGUAGCCACCUGCGACCGCCGACGCUUAAAGCGAUUUGCGAAUUGCACGACUUUACAGUGGUCAAAACUACGCAAUUAGUAGAUUUGGAAAGGCUGGCGCAACUCGAUGAAGGUUGGGGCAACCCGUUUCGUGUCGUGGAAUUGGUGCGUGAUCCACGCGCGAUACUAUACACGGAGUUACGCGAACGCGACAAUAUCACUGAAUCGUGGAUAAUCCACAAGGCGAGGAAUAUCUGCACGCAACAAUUACAAAACAGACGCUACGUGAAACGUAACGAGUUUCCACCGACCGAGCACUAUCUGAUGAUAAAGUACGAAGAUCUUAUUGGAAAUCCCUUUGAAGAGUUUAAAAAUCUUUGCAGCGUCGUAGGCUUGUCGAAUAGCAGACAUGCAACUUCGUGGUUGAAGGGCGUCCUGCGAGACGGUUUCGCGUGGCCGAUGGUGGUCGCGGAAACGGGGAAUAGCAGCAGAAGAAAUAUAAAUUUGACUCGAAGUAUCUCGGAAUGGCAAACUGGGUUGAAACUAUGGCAGAUACGUUCGGUCGAACGGGAAUGCCACGCGGCGAUGAGAUUACUCGGUUAUGAAAUAUACCGCGAUACAAACAUAGAUGUAUUUUGAAUGCUGAUAUUUGUAUAGUCUAUAUGUCUUCGUAUAUUUCUGCGGCCUAUUCAUGCCAAUUAUGGGCCUACACGAAAACUGUCGGUUUUAUAAAAUUCAAACCACGUAAAAUCGUUAGUAAAUUACACGAGUGGGCAAUCCAGUCAAGAAGGUUAAGAGUUGAAUACAUAUUUUUAUACAACCGUCCCUAUACAUAAAGGGGGUAUUUGAAGUCGAUUUGAUGUGCCUAGCUGUUAGAAAAAUCUCCAAGAAAUAGAAAUUUGCCUGCUUCAUUACUAUUCAAGUUACCAAAAUCGAUGACUGAUUUAAUAGUUUUAGUUUUCAAUCUAACAUUAAUGGGUUUUUUAUUACGUAAAAGU